UGACUCGUAUCGUCAUUUUUCCCCAGGAUCACUCAGUUUCAUCCCAGCAACGCCUGAGUAACACGCGGUCCUAUUUCAUUUCUUGUUCUAGCCACGCCAAUCCGAUCGCCGCGUGUAUUCCGCGGCGACUUGAUAAGGAGAACCGGCCGGAGAGCCAAUCGAUCGAUGGAAGAAAGUAGCGAUCGAGAUCGACCGAAACCGAUCGUCGAAGCGGCCGAUUUUCACUCGCGCAGCAUCGCACGACGCGCGUACGCACGCGUGGGCCUGUUGGGGAAUCCUAGCGACGGCUACAAUGGGAAGACGCUCUCCUUCUCGCUCGCCAACUUUUUCGCCGAAGUCACGUUACAGUCUUCACGGGCUGUCGCAAUAAAGCCGUGCGCGGGUGACUUUGUUGCCGAAUUCGCAUCGCUAAGGGAUCUGGGGCGGCACAGGCGGAGCAAUCCAAGGAGCAGCGGCCUGAGCAUGCGGAUGGCGGCGUUUGUCUUCUAGUGUCUCUGUGCGCAUGCCUUCACGACUACUGCCAGCUGCACGGCAUUGACUUGCCGCCACACGCCGCCUUCACACUCUCCUACUCCACCAACAUACCCCGCCAGGUGGGCCUGUCCGGCUCCAGUGCAAUCAUUGCUGCUGCCCUCAGCUGUCUCCUCCACCACUUCCACCUCCACCACUCCAUUCCUGUAGCUGUGCGCCCGAACCUCAUUCUCGAGGCGGAGAGCAGGCUCGGCAUCGCAGCGGGCCUGCAGGAUCGGGUCAUCCAAACCUACGGUGGUCUGGUGUUCAUGGACUUCAACCGUGCACACCUAGACGCACACGGCUACGGAAUCUACGAGCCCAUGGAUCCAGCUCUCCUACCGCCCCUCCACGUCAUCUUUGCUGCCAAUCCGAGCGAUUCCGGGCAAGUGCACAGCUCGGUGCGCCAACGAUGGCGGGACGGUGACGUGGCGGUGCGCCAGGCCAUGGCUGACGUGGCAGCACUGGUGGAGGAGGGGCGGGAUGCGCUCGUAGCACAGGAUUGGGGGAAGCUUGCUCGGCUCAUGGACAGAAACUUUGAUCUGCGCAGGCAGAUGUUUGGGGACGAGGUGCUGGGCGAGGUGAACCUAGCUAUGGUGCAGACAGCCAGAGCCGUGGGUGCCGCAGCCAAGUUCACAGGCAGUGGCGGUGCCGUGGUGGCGUUUUGCCCAGAGGGGGAGCAGCAGAGAGCGCGGCUGGUAGAGGCGUGGAGGGAGACGGGGUUCUGUGUGGUGGAUGCUCAGGUGGCUGCUGCUGAAGAGUUGGAGUGAAGGGUUGACUGGUUGAUGGGCUUAGCGUGCACUGACCAGCCAUUCAAUCUCGUGGGCAGUGGCGGUGCGGUGGUGGCUCUCUCUCUCAGAGUUAGAAUUGUUGAGUAGAAUGGGAGUAUACAGGGGUAUAUAGCUAGUGGGUUCUACUCUCUAUGGCAUGACCCUAUGUAGUCUACUGAACAUACACAGAUAUGUCUGACACACCCCCUAGACUAGAUAGGGGCAGAGCCUGGUGAGAGACAAGCAGCACGGGGCGGCACUACUAGUCCAACCUCUGAGGCAGGGGUCUGAAGACCAGU
Closterium sp. NIES-67 is the source of this 1579-nucleotide messenger RNA. The record is from the annotation of a GenBank genome assembly. NCBI's taxonomy places the organism in Eukaryota, Viridiplantae, Streptophyta, Zygnematophyceae, Desmidiales, Closteriaceae.